CAAUUCUCACAGAUACACCAUGUUUGUCCACGUGCAGUCAUGUUUAGUUUAGUGAAGCUAUUUUGUUUGAAUAAGCUAUAGCUAAUGCAGUCAUUUACAAACGACUUUCUGUUGGACUGAGUAUUUUGUGAAGGGACUGCUGUAUGUUGCCUAAAUCUUUUUAGAUUCUGUAUAGUGUAAAUGAAGCUGCUAACCAUACAUCGGACAAAAUGAACAAAAGAGAUGACACCCCCAAAGACCGCGGAUGCCUUGUAGCGAUCAUAUUCUUCAUCCUUGGCCUGGGAACACUGUUGCCAUGGAACUUCUUUAUGACGGCAUCUAUGUAUUUCAACAACAGACUCAAUACUUCUGAAUGGAAGAAUGGAACAAUAACGACUAGGAAGGAGUAUUAUUUCAAUAACUGGAUGACUCUGCUUUCCCAGCUGCCUUUGCUGCUAUUCACUUUGCUCAACUCUUUUCUCUAUCAGCGGAUCUCAGAGAGGAUGAGGAUAGCAGGCAGUUUAGUCUUCAUUCUCAUCCUCUUCAUCCUCACUGCUGUCCUGGUGAAGAUCCCAAUGGAGGAGGACAGAUUCUUCUCCAUCACCAUGGCAACUAUCUGGUUUAUCAAUUCAUUCGGGGCUGUGUUACAGGGAAGUCUGUUCGGUUUGGUGGGUUUGUUGCCGCAGAAGUACAGCGCCUUCUUUAUGAGCGGACAGGGACUCGCAGGGACAUUUGCUGCUCUUGCAAUGAUCCUCGCUAUAGCAAGUGAAACUGACAGUGAAACGGCAGCUCUGGGUUAUUUCAUCACUCCGUGUGUUGGGACCCUUGUCACGCUUAUCAGUUAUAUGCUGCUACCCAAACUGGAGUUUGCCAGAUUUUACCUGGACAGCAAAAGCAAGAGUUAUGAGCUUGAGAUGUCCAGCCAGCUACUGCCUACAGGUGCUGUGGAAGGUUGUGAGAACACGAGCGAUCCGUCUAAUGGCUCUGUGGUUAACGGGAAUCCUAACAAAGGUGUUAACUGUGUGAGUGAAGAGGAGGGUUGCAAACAGGCUAUCCUCACGCUGCAGACAGAAAACGCAUCCACCCAGAAGAGCUCCGUCCUGCAGGUCUUUAAAAAGAUUAGGGUUAUGGCGUUUUGUGUGACAUUUGUAUUCACAGUAACACUGUCAGUUUUUCCGGCUGUUACCGUGGAUGUGAAAACUGUCUAUGGAGGAAACUGGGAACGGUACUUCAUUCCUGUUGCUUGUUUUCUCAUCUUUAACAUGAUGGACUUUUUGGGCAGAAUUUCCACAUUAAAAUUUAAGUGGCCCUCUAAAGAGAGUCGUUUGUUCCCAGCGCUGGUUGUCUCUCGUGUGGUCUUCGUGCCGCUGCUCAUGAUGUGUAACGUGCAGGAGAGACACUAUCUGCCUGUGUUUUUCUCAAACGACGGGAUAUUUGCCGCAAUCAUGCUGAUUUUCUCCUGGUCCAGUGGAUACUGUGUGUGUCUGUCCAUGACAUAUGCACCACAGCUUGUGGGGCCUGCAGAUGGGGAGACGGCCGGCGCAUUAAUGACGUUUUUUCUGUCUCUGGGUUUGUCGUUGGGAGCAGCUUUUUCGUUCCCUCUGCGCUUCCUGGUCUGACACUCGCAACCACACUCUCAUUCCCCAAACCAACCGCUCUCAGGGCAUCUGCGCUGAUGCUUGUGCAUCAAUCUGUUCACACACAGUGGACAAAUUCAAAAUGGAAGCACCGACACUUGGUUUUAUUUGGCAGCUUAAAAAAACACUUACAAAAUCGGUAUGCGGUACUAAAGGGAACAAACUGUACAGUCAGUUUAAAGGGACAGCUCAAAAAGAGUUUUCUGUGAUUCCUCCAUAACAAAAUUCAGCAUGCUAACCAGUUUUCUUCAAUGCCAGUAUCCACUAGGGCUGGGUGAUAUAUCAAAUAUUCAUGGUGUUUUAAUUAUUCUGUUGGUUUCUGCGAAUCAGUUCAGAAUGUCAGUUUUUGAAUCAAUUGCAAGAUCUGAUUCAGUGAUUUGUUAAAUAAAAAUAAAAUGUUAGUUAAAAACAUACCUGUACAUGGGUAUAUAAUAUCUUAUGUAUUGUUAUAUUGGUACACAUAAAAUAAGUUUAAAAUUAUUAAAUAUUCUUCCUUGUUAAUUUUGUAAUUUAACAUUUUAACAUUUUUUUUUUUAAGUGGAAAACAUUGUUUAUUUAAAACUAGACUUGAACUGUGUUUACUCUUUGCAUUAUCAGGAUAUAAUGAUAUAUAAUGAUAAUGAUCAGGAGCAUGUCCAAGCUGACAAAAUUACAAUGACCACUGAUUAUUGCCCAGCCCUAGUUACUAGUAUUAUUGUUACUACUGUUAAAGUAAUAUAGGAUGCUCUUCUGUUAAAAUCAGUCACUUAAUUUCUGUUGUAACGGCAGCAGUUGUUGGUGGAAACUGUUAUUGUGCUAAAUGGAUUAUACAACAAAAGAUUUACUUUCUAUUAAUUUAUUUUGAAUUUUUAUGUGGUUUAAGGGAAAAAAAAGUACAUUCAAGGAUUUCUAGUUUUGAAAGGGACACACACACACACACACACACACACACACACACACAAACAAACAUAUGUACAGUGGGGUCCAAAAGUCUGAGACCUGUUUCGUAAUCUAAUUUAAACUUUGUAUUGCAUAAAAUAUCUAUGACUCUGCACUUUUUCUAGGUCACUAAUGAAAUGAGCAAAAAAGCUGAUGUGAAGGUUGGAUUUUCUUCCAUUAAAGCACACAACAUGCUCUUUGCCCAAGUCAUAACAUGGAUCAUCAGAUUUUACAUAAGCUUACUGCACUACAGUGCAGUUAAACAACUUUUAAAGCAUGUGUUUUUUUUUUUUGUUUUUUUUGCUCCAACUUUUCAUAUCAGUCUGAUAAUGGGAAAAAUAUUAAUAUAAAAAAAUUGCAAAAUAGUGCACUAUAGUAUCAAACUUAUGGACUCCACUGUGCGAUUGUGUUUGUACUGUAAUGCAUGUAACAUCAAUCAUGUAACCUGUUCAAACAUACAUAUACAUACAGGUAUUCAAUGCAAGAUUUUCAAAACUUUUUUUCUUUAUGGUCCUGCAGGAGAGACACAAGUAUAAAACCGACAAUAUUUCAGAGAAAAAUAAUGUAAAAUUAAAGCUGCAAGCAGCGGUGAAAGGGCCCUGGGCUCACCACCAACCGAUGGCAUUAGAAAAACUUUGAACUGUGGGCGAUGUUCAUUUAAGCGGAUAAAUAGAGAAGAAGACUAACUGACUGAGCAAUUACGAUAGGGUCCUCACACCAUCGGUGCUCGGGCCCUUAAAAAAAAAAAAAAAAAAAAAAAAACGGCUAAUAUUUAUCCAAUUUGACAUUAUUUCCAUUACGGUCUGCUUUGUAAAAGACUAAAGAUGAGGGAAAAAAAAUAAGAUUAUUUAUUAUUUUAUUGACAACUAAUAGUAGGUAGAGAUUUAUGCUUUCUUAAUACAUCAUAAUACAAUAAUAUCUGGAGAAUAUUUACUUUGCAAUUUUUUAUAUAUAUAUAUAUAUAUAUAUAUAUAUAUAUAUAUAUAUAUAUAUAUAUAUAUAUAUAUAUAUAUAUAUAUAUAUAUAUAUAAUGAUUUUCACUUUUUUUGGCUUUAGGGAAAUGACUAUAAAAGCCAAUUUUUUUAAUUUGUUGUAUUUACAAAAUUAUCGGUAACACUUAAAAAUAAGGUCUCAUUUGUUAACUAACACGAACUAACAAUGAGAAAUAUUUUUACAGCAUUUACUAACCUUUGUUAAUGUUAGUUAAUAAAAAUGUUCCUUAGUUUGCAGUGCAGUAAUGCUAAUGUUAACUAAUGUUAACAGAUACAACUUUUGAUCUUUCAAAUGUAUUAGUAAAUGUUAUUAGUAUAAAUAAGUGCUGUAGAAGUAUUGUUUGUUACUUUGUGUUAACUAAUAUAGUUAUUUAAUUUUAACAAAUUAAACCUUAUUGGAAAGUGUAACCAGAUGAUCAUUAUUUGGGGGUCCUUGUCAUGAAAAAGUUUAAAACAUCUAGUAAAAUGUAAGGGGAACUUCAUGUACAAUUUUCUGUAAGUGAAACUGGCCAGUAAACUCUUGUAAUAUUUUAGUUCAUGUUUAUACUCCAGUAACCUGGACCUAAAAGGGUAGAUGUCAUCCUCUCAUGUGUGAACCUGUGCUCAGCAACACUGCCUUAGACAGAUCUAACAAGAUUUUGAUAUGUAGUAAAUUCACUCUCAUGCAUAUGGAAUAUGAAGCUAUGUAAAAGGGAAAAAAAAAAAUUGUGGAACUUAUGUUGUAUGCUGGAUUGUACAAAGUGCCAUGUGAAUGCGAGAGUGUGUUUUUAUAGAAACAAUGUAUCUGUGCAGACUGAAAUAUUACAAACACAAGGUUUUAA
Molecule: messenger RNA, 4347 nt
Organism: Ctenopharyngodon idella (grass carp)
Lineage: Eukaryota; Metazoa; Chordata; Actinopteri; Cypriniformes; Xenocyprididae
Product: equilibrative nucleoside transporter 2
Exons: 13
Coding region: 210-1598 (462 amino acids)
Biological process (GO): thymine transport; hypoxanthine transport; uridine transmembrane transport
Cellular component (GO): basolateral plasma membrane; plasma membrane
Molecular function (GO): nucleoside transmembrane transporter activity
Source: RefSeq, a predicted model, not a curated record